AUGACAAAUGAAGAUUCUGUAUCGAUUUCUAUUAAUGAAAAGCUUGCAGAUCAAUCCCCUAUAUUUUCAGAUCAUUACAUUUUUAAAGUGUCAAAGGAACAAUGGAGCGUGAAUGAAGAGGCAUAUGAACCGAAAUUAAUUGCAAUUGGUCCUUAUCACCAUGGUAAAGAUCAUUUACUUGCCAUGAAAGAUCACAAAAUACGAUAUCUUCAAAGCCUCCUUCAACAAAGUUCUCAGAAAGAUGUAUCAAGAUAUGUACAGAUUAUAAGAAAUUUGAAAGAAAGAGCUCGUAAAUAUUAUGCAGAGCCUUUAAGUUUUACCCAUGAUGAAUUCGUUGAAAUGAUACUUAUUAAUGGUUGCUUUAUUAUUGAGUUUAUACACAAAUUGCUAGAAGGCCCACUGUGUAAUUCAAGUCACGUAUACACUCCAGAAAAUAUGAUACAAAUCAAGAACCUACUGGAAUUAUUACAUGAUCACUGGCAACCUUUCCCUGCAAGACUAGAGGUUUAUGAGAAAAUGGGACAAGCCAAGGAAGGAUGUUUUACGCGCUGUGCCACAGAGCUCAAAGAUGCCGGGAUUAAGUUCAAGAGUGCUGUUGAGAGAAAUAACUUGUUCGAUAUAAAUUUUGUAAACAGUACAAUUAAAAUCCCAAAAAUACGAAUUGGAGAUAAAACAGAGUGUCUCUUGCGAAAUCUCAUAGUCUACGAGCAGUUGACCUCUUCCACGAGUCCAAAAUACUUCACUGAUUACAUGAGAUUCAUGGAUUGCCUCAUCGAUUCUGCGAAGGAUGUAGAGCUACUUUGUUGCCAGGGGAUCAUUGAUAAUUGGAAGGGUGACGAUGAAAGCAUUGCUAUUCUAUUCAACAAGCUUGGAGAACAUGUCUUCUGCGAAAGGGCUCUCUACGCGGAUAUAGUGAACAAUGUAAACGAGCAUUGCAAGAAACGAAGUAAUCUGUGGAUGGCCAAGUUGAGGCACGAUUAUUUUCAAAGCCCAUGGUCUUUUAUUUCUGUUUUGGCUGCUAUCAUGCUGCUCCUUCUCUCCUUGACUCAGACUGUUUAUUCAGUUCUUUCUUGUUAUAAGUAA
Manihot esculenta (cassava) is the source of this 1083-nucleotide messenger RNA. Its product is annotated as UPF0481 protein At3g47200-like. The coding region runs from base 1 to 1083 and encodes 360 amino acids. The record is from RefSeq and is a predicted model, not a curated record. NCBI's taxonomy places the organism in Eukaryota, Viridiplantae, Streptophyta, Magnoliopsida, Malpighiales, Euphorbiaceae. The transcript has 2 exons.